Molecule: messenger RNA, 1788 nt
Organism: Heterostelium album PN500
Lineage: Eukaryota; Evosea; Eumycetozoa; Acytosteliales; Acytosteliaceae
Product: putative protein serine/threonine kinase
Exons: 5
Coding region: 1-1788 (595 amino acids)
Biological process (GO): peptidyl-serine phosphorylation; autophagy
Cellular component (GO): cytoplasm
Molecular function (GO): ATP binding; protein serine/threonine kinase activity; protein tyrosine kinase activity
Source: RefSeq, a predicted model, not a curated record
AUGUUAAAUUUAGAAAGAGAAAUGUUAUCAACAACACCAACAAUAUUUUUAUUACUAUAUAUUUCAAUUGAAAUAUCAGGCCUUAUACUUUUGAUAUACGAAUUCAAAUAUCAUAAAUCACUCUUUAAUAAUGUAAAAACUCUAUUUUAUUGUUUAUUAUUUUCAAAUUGUACGACUAGAGCGAUUUUCUUGCUGCUGGGUAUCAUUGGAUCAUUCCAGGCAGGUUCAUUCGCAGCGAAUUUUCCAUCAUAUCUAUUUAUUACAUUGACAGCGUUUCUUGGUAUUCAAAUUUUACAAUUUAUUCCAAAAGAUUCUAAUUUUGUUGAGAUGAACAGUAGAGAAGAUGAGGAAAUACCUUUGAUCAUGGUGGACAAGGCAUAUGACAACGGUGUAAAGAAAUAUACAAUGUUUGUCAUCCUCUCCAAUAUCAUCAUGUAUGUUUCUUCUUUCAUGGUUUAUUCAAUUUCUUCAUUCAAGAAGGAAGAUAAACGUAAAACCAACUCUGAGAGCUCCGAUGUAGACGAUGGCUUCGAUCAGGCACUGGAAUAUUAUUUCAUUGCAUAUCUUGUUCUAUUGAUUCUAUCACAUGGUUAUAUAGCAUACAAACGUAAAACAAUUCAAAAACUAUUACGUGGAAAAGGACAUAGUAUCGAGAAAUUACAAAUACUUUUAAUUAUUUGUAUUUUAAGUAGAGUUAUUAUUUUGGCAACGAAUCCAUCUUAUUCCAAUAGUGAUAUUGACUUUUGGUCGGGUGGAACAAAGACUGUGGCCACUACCAUUAUCUAUUUCCUCUUGGGUGAGAUCGUUCCUUGUUUACUGAUGAUCUCCAUUCAAUUCUUGCUUCCCUAUCAUGAUUCUUCGUACAACCAAGAAUCGAUUACCAGUCCCACCAGUAUUGGAAUGGGUCAUUCCUUCCAGGUGCUCAGUCCAAUCGAUGGAAUCUUCAGUGCAAGUGGCGCAACCAUUCACGACUGCAACUCUAUCGACUAUGGUGUCACAAAGAUCUGCGUUGUCAAGGUAAUCAGUAAAAACGAUCCAAAUUUCAAAAACAUUCGCAACGAAGCCAAGAUCUACAAGCGAAUUCGUAAGAACAAACCGAGCGAAAUCAUCGAGUUUGACAAAGUGUCAGAGUCGGCCGGCAAGCUUUAUCUCUUCCUGGAGAAGAUGCACACCAACCUCUUCUCCUAUAUCAACAUUCGUAAGAUCGUCGGAGAGAAACGAUUCCUCGCGAAAUUCAAUCAAAACUCACUGCUAUUAUUGAAAUCAUGUGACACUGGACAAAACUCACAGAUUCUUCCGAACCUACCAUUGAAAUUCGAGCAUUCAGAGUUAAAGAAUUGUCUCUUACACAUUGCAAAAGGAAUAGAAUUUUUACAUAAUCUAAAGAUUGCUCAUAGAGAUUUAAGACCACAUAAUAUAUUUUUAACAUUGGAUGGUAGUAAUUUAAUAAGCUACAGUAAGAUUGGUGAUUUCGAUAAUAGUAUUAUGCAGCGAACAAAGAAACCAUCGAUCGUUCCCAAUACAUAUGCCAAUCCUUCACAUAUCGAUUACACUCUGCAAUAUGCCAAUGAUGUUUUGCAAUUCGGUUAUUUAAUUCACUUUUUGAUUACAUUUGAAUACGACGAGAAACGAUUUGCAGUGGAUCAAUACAAUCCUCCCAGCUGGAGUGAAAUACAAUGUCCACCAAACUUACAGGGUUUCUACAAGUUGUACACCCAGUGUAUACACAUAGAAUACCAACAGAGACUAAAAGCAAGUCAAAUAGUUCAAGAAUUACAACAUCUCUAA